UGCCGCAAACUUUUUUUGUUUCAAUCGGUUCCAAUAUUGGUCAUCUAUCAAGGAUUUAAUGAAGUUAUCAAUUGAAACGAUGGUUAAAGCAAAAAAAUGGGUAGUUUGCUUAGGAUAUUCUGGUCGAGGAUAUUAUGGAAUGCAAGCUCAAAGAAGAGAUAACAAAGUUAUCGAUGAAUUUCCAACAAUUGAAAGUGAAUUAUUUAAAGCUUUUCUUCAAACUGAACUUAUCAAUGAAAAUGAAUAUCAUAAUCCAAGUUUAAUGUAUUUUCAACGAGCUGCUCGUACUGAUAAAGGUGUUUCAGCUUUGAAACAAAUUAUUUCAAUGAAUUCUAAUGCUGAUCUUGAAUCAUAUAUACCCAGAAUAAAUGAAAAAUUACCGAAACAAAUUCGAAUUUUCGGUGCCAAACGAACAACAAAAUAUUUUGAUAGUAAAACAUUUUGUGAUUGUCGUACAUAUAGCUAUUUAAUGCCUUCGUUUACAAUCGAUAAAAAUGCUAAUGAAUCUUAUCGUGUUUCACAAGAAAUGAUUGAAAAAUUUAAUUCCAUUCUAAAUAAAUACGUUGGCACACAUAAUUUUCAUAAUUUUACAUCGCAGAAAAAACCAUUGGAUCCAAGUGCAAAACGUUAUAUAAUUAGUUUUGAUUGUUCACAACCUUUUUUACUAAAAAACAGUAAUUAUAAUGAUGAUAAUGAAAACGAUGGUGAUCAAAAAAACGAUGUCAAACAAAUGGAAUUUAUUGUUGUUCGUGUUAAGGGACAAAGUUUUAUGUUACAUCAGAUACGUAAAAUGAUUGGUUUAGCUGUUGCCAUUAUGAGAGGUUUUGUUGAUCAAAAUAUUAUUGAACGAGCAUUUUCAAUCGAUCGUAUCGAUAUACCAAUGGCACCUGGUCUUGGUUUAAUGUUGGAAGAAGCACAUUUUGAACAAUAUAAUAAAAAAUAUGGUGGUGAUGGUAUUCAUGUACCAAUCAUUUGGGAUGAAUUUAAUGAUUCGAUUUAUGAUUUAAAAAAUCAAUUAAUUUAUCCAGAAAUUGUUGAUAAUGAAAUCAAAGAAUCAUCAAUGACACAAUGGCUGAGUACAUUACAUAUUCAUACAUAUGAUAUAAGAGAUCAUGAAAAUAUUAUCAAAACAAAACGAUCAUCUGAACAAACGAAAAAUGAAGAAGAAACAUUUGAUGGUGAUAAUGUCAAUGAAAAGGAUUAUGAAGAUUCUGUUUGUAAUAAAAAAAUCAAAUCUAACCCCGAAAGUACCUGAUCGGAUAUAAUGACAGAUUCGGA
This is a messenger RNA of Dermatophagoides pteronyssinus (European house dust mite), 1278 nucleotides long. RefSeq names its product Pseudouridine synthase 1 (gene Pus1). Gene Ontology annotation, biological process: tRNA pseudouridine synthesis; mRNA pseudouridine synthesis. Gene Ontology annotation, molecular function: RNA binding; pseudouridine synthase activity. Lineage: Eukaryota; Metazoa; Arthropoda; Arachnida; Sarcoptiformes; Pyroglyphidae. Gene Ontology annotation, cellular component: nucleus. The record is from RefSeq and is a predicted model, not a curated record.